This is a messenger RNA of Trichoplusia ni (cabbage looper), 5765 nucleotides long. Its product is annotated as zinc finger protein 184-like. Bases 246 to 2471 code for a protein of 741 amino acids. Gene Ontology annotation, cellular component: nucleus. Gene Ontology annotation, biological process: regulation of transcription by RNA polymerase II. The record is from RefSeq and is a predicted model, not a curated record. The transcript has 14 exons. Gene Ontology annotation, molecular function: DNA-binding transcription factor activity, RNA polymerase II-specific; RNA polymerase II cis-regulatory region sequence-specific DNA binding. NCBI's taxonomy places the organism in Eukaryota, Metazoa, Arthropoda, Insecta, Lepidoptera, Noctuidae.
UCAGACUUAUGUCAGUUUUGACAAAAAUGGUGCGUUCUUCGUUCGGUGCAUUCUUCAUGUUUAACAAAUUAGUGUGAAGUUCUUCUGAUUUAAUAUGGUUUUGUGUUGAGAAUUUAGAUACAAACUGAAUGUAGCACAUAAAUGAGGUUGAAUGAAUGUGAUGUUUACAAAAUAAAAUCGUCUUUCUCAAGAAUGAUUGUUGUCUAAGUACUGCAAUGGCGUUAAAUUGAUGUAUUUUCAAUAAAAUGGGAGGUCUUUCCAUAAAUUGUCCCCUCUGUUGUAAUAAAACCUUUACCUGUAGAGAAUCACUGCAGGAGCACUUAUCAAAUGUAUUGGAUAACUUGUAUUGUACUAUUUGCAAUAGUAAAUCAACUUCAAUAUUAGAGCUCAUAAAUCAUAUAGGUCAGAAUGACUGCCAGCCAGGACCAAGUCUCCGGCAUACUAUAAUAUAUGAGGAUGAAAACACAGAAGGGAAUAAUGACCAAAAUUCAGCAGAUACACAAAGUUCUCAAACCAAAGAAUAUGAACAUGAAAUUGCUACCAGUAAUGCCAAUACAAGUUUCAAUGAAGAACAUAGUUACGAAGCUCAUGUUGAUCCGAAUGACAGCAACAAGAUGUAUGUGGAGUUUAUCAGUAAACAGUUGACAAAACCUUGCUUGCAAACAAGGGAGCUAAAACUCGUGAAGGAGAAUGGAGAGAGUCGGUACAUGAUAAUUACACAGGAUGAUGGGGAGGUGAAUGCUGAAAGCACUAUUGUGACAAAACAAAAUAUAGAUGGUACUAUAUCUUUGACAACUGUGAAAGAUAUGAAUAUAGUAACAGAUGCAGUGAUAGCAGAGGGUGCCCAACAAGAAGAGACCAUUGAAGCCUACAGCUGUAACACCUGCAAAGUAUCCUUCUCAUCAGUUAUAGAGCAUAUACAGAACUACCACACGGAUCAAGAAGUUGUAGUCGAGGUAGAGCCUCUAGAUGAUGGAGGCACGGGUACAAUACAGUAUCGCACUGUGGAGAGUGAGGAUACUCAGGUCACGACGGACAAGCAAGCGCCGCGCCGCGUCAUCACUGACACGGGCGAUAUUGUUGAGGAACAACUGGUAUUCAAAGCAGAGGAGAUAUCACAGAAAGAUACUAUUCCUUUAGAAGUUAUUCAAAAGCGUCCACGGAAAGUUGUCACGGAAGAUAAAACAUCGCGGGCUGGCUUAGCAGUGAAACAAAUAGAUAAACUGUGUAGUUCCUCCGCUAAGGAUAAAGCUAAAGCUGCUGCCGAAAAACCGGGUCACUAUCAUAAGGUUACAGUCAAAGAGGUGCAAACGGACUGCGGCUUCGCGAUCAAGAUGUACCACUGCUUGUCUUGUGAAGUCUGCGUCCCCAAUCUCGAAGAGUUCAAAAGCCAUCCGUGUAAAACAUUGAAAUACUCGUGCCCGCAUUGUCCUGUGGCUUAUGAUAACUCGAAAUCUCUAAGCGCUCACAUGAAAGUACACAAAGUUAAAGCAGACAGUGUCGUCGAUGACCCCAUACCGUACGAGUGUGAGAUAUGCUGUACAGUGUUCCCAACAAACAAGUCAUUGAAGCUACACAAACGGAUGCACGAUCCAAUUAAAUCUCGUCCCAUAGAAGCUCCAGUAGAAAACUCAGACGGUUCAGAAGUGAACGAGGAUAAAUAUCACUGUCUGGUCUGUGACAAGAUGAUACCGGAGUACUACAGGACGAUACACCAGAACUCACACAAGACCUCCAAUAUAAUGAACUGCGGUAUCUGUAACAAGAAGUUCAACUCAAUGGAGUAUCUUGAAAUGCAUAUGAAUGUACAUAAUAUGGAUAAGGUUCCAAUAAGUCAACAAGAUGAAAGUCUUCCAUACACCUGUUUAUAUUGCAACCGGAGGUUCGCCAGGCCGCACGAAAAAGUCAAACACGAAAGGAUUCAUACAGGAGAGAAGCCCCACUCGUGUGAGAUCUGCGGCAAGUCGUUCCGCGUGUCGUACUGCCUCACGCUGCACAUGCGCACCCACACGGGCGCGCGGCCCUACGCCUGUCCGCACUGCGGGAAGAGGUUCAAAGCUCACAGCGUAUACAACCACCAUUUACUGACGCACUCCGAGGUCCGCGCCUACAAAUGCCCGUACUGCCCGAAAGCCUUCAAGACGUCCGUGCAACUGGCUGGACAUAAGAAUUCUCACACUAAACCCUUCUCCUGCCAACAUUGUAAUCGUCCUUUCGCGUCUCUCUACGCGGUCCGCGUCCACACGGAGACUCACGCGCGCCAGAACAACUUGAAGUUCUCGUGUCAGCUGUGCGGCGCCAGCUACGCGCGGGCCUUCGCACUCAAGGACCACAUCAAACAAGUACACAAGCAAGAGGAACAGUCGCCGCCGAGAGUGAUGGCUACAGAUGAAGACUGGAAUCCUGACACCGACACGGAAGGAAUACAAGAGCUUAACAAAGAUUUGACGCAAGAGGUGAGCAUUUUUUAGACAGAGACGUUAGCUCCUCGACGAUCCCAUAGUUUCUAGAAGCUCGAAGCUUACUAUUGUAAUCGGUUGACCAAAAAACUUACAACCAAUGACAGCGCUUUAAAUGUGAAUUAGCGGAUGGUCAAUGGCGGGUCCAGGUAAGGGGCGGUUCAGGCCCCUCCCACCUUACCCAAAAGCCACUGAAAUGUAGUAAAAAAAAAUAUUGUGCAAUCACCUUAGGUAACGACUGACAUAAAUAAUCCUUUGCAAGAUUUAAAUUUUAACUUAAAACAACGAUUGGAUUAACAACACUGCCAGCGGUUAGCAACAUUUUUGUGUUGGUAAGCCUUUUAGAAACCGAGUGUUAUAUAUUAAUUUGUCAUAAACAUUUGUAAGUCUUUAGCCCGAUAUUACUUGUAAGUUAUCAUAUAAGCAAUGUAAUAAAUGUCUGUAUGUAUGUGGUAAAAAUGUUUGUGAAAUCUCAGCUAAUGAAUGUCUUGUAAAAAAAUAAUAUGCUUUCGUAGAACUUCUUUGAAAAUUCUAUUAAUUUUAAAUCUUGCUGAUUUUAAUCAUUUCCCAAAUACAAUAAUUAAUACUGGUAAAUUUGAGCUAGACCCAAGGUUGUCGCGGAUUAGCUUGUGGUACUAAUAUUAUCAUAAUCUCAUUAGCGACUUAUGCAUUACUAAAGAAGUCUGGGAGAUUUUCUUUUAUUUCAAUUGAAUAGUCGUCCUUGAUUACAGAUAUCUGACCUGGGGACGAAUGAAAGUGAGCUCAUUGUUCCUUAAUACUUUAGGACUUACAUUAUAGUACACUAUUAAAGUAGGUAAUUAACGAAACAGUUGAAUAAAUAGUUUGAAAUAGAUUUAGGGUGAGGAGAUGUGAGGUUUUCAUACCAAUUCAUACCAAUAAUAAACCUAACGAUCAACGAUUUGAUAAUAUUUUGGACAGUUUACUUUUUGGUGACAUCUGACAUUCGGUCGAGGCCGUGAGCGAAGCCCUUCAUAUCUUUUCUUCGCAGCAGUUGUGCUGAUUACAAAACUAGAUUACUUUUGAAAAUACUUUUGACUUUUAGGCAGAUUAAUUACUAUUGCGGAAGUGAGGUCGUUCUAGGAUAAAUUAGAUCAUGUCAGCAACUGAAUUUCCGUCAAUUAAUCUCAUCCAAUGUAAAUCGCAAAGUAAAAUGAAAAUAAAUGAACACAUUAUGAUUUUGUUGAUGAUCGAAUGAUUUCAAUCAAAAACUACUUAUAAUUUGCUCAAUAGAGUUCAAAAUUCCGUGACAAGUUUUCAAUCUCCUUUCAUUCAUUUCACUAGAUAUAAAGUUCCAUAUACAAGUGCAGUAAUAAUAUUUCUAUGAUAGUAAGUUUAUGACAGAACCACAAUAACACCUCAGGUGCUCUUAAGUAUAUUAUGCAAUAUCAAAUUAGUGAGACAUAUACCCUUAUAUUGAAAUUAAACAAUAAAUUUAAGGUCACACUUUGGUAAUUAACUAUGUAAUUACAGAAUAAGAUACAUAGAAUAAUCAUGUCCGUAAAAUAGUGAUGAAUAUGAAAUGAAUUUGUUAGUCACUCCAAUUUGAAUGGUUAUAAAGGGGUUUUAGUGCAAUCGUGGUAUAAAAAUUGUAUAUCACUUGUUAGGUACAAUUAUAGCAUAAAAAAAUUAAUUCAGAAUUAAUAAAACAGAUGAUCCUUAUUCGAAAAUUCAAAUCAUUUGUUAAGGUUUUAAUUUCCUUGUACAUAUUCAGUAAAUUAAUAUCGUUCAGAAUGAGCUUCCGGUUAUCCUCCCAAUUCCGCUAUUUGAAUUUUGCAACACAAUAAGUAGACAUAGAGUAGCUACGGGGCGAAACACUGUCAAAUUUAAUCAAAUUUCCAUUAAUUCAUCUGCCAUUGUAAAUAGCGGAAUUGGGGCCCUUAUCGAGCGAUAGAGCUGGAGACCAUAGACAAUUGGCUGGGGAGUCUUCAAGCCUCAUCAAUUCGGCGAAUCAUGCAACGCCUGCGCUACUGUUUACUGUGAUCGGAAUGGUUUUUGAGAGCAUAUACAAACUAGAUAUGUACAUUUGAGAGCGUCUGUUUGUCUGUUAUUGACUACUACUUAAUAAGCAGACAACCAGUUAAUUUAGGCUCAUUUGAAGCUCAUCCGAUAAAAGUCUGGACUCUGCAAGGGCUCUUAGUGUGUAAACUACGGAAUAGUUAUUGUACGGUCAGCAAAGGAAUGAUUAUAUUUGACUAAACUUAUCUCAUAUGCAUGUUCUUGCUGACUGUAAGUUUAAUAAUACGGGGUUUAUUAUUAUGGGAAUUAUAAUAUUUUUAAAUUAUUAGAUAAAAAUCCCGUAUUCCCGUCGGGAAAGUCAUCGACGUUGGUUGCAACGCAUAAUAUAAUUAAAACCCGGACCCACAUUAUUUAAGAAUGCAAUCCAUUUACCUUUUUAAAGCCGUUUUAGACGGUGCGAGGAGUAGCAUGCAAGUUGCUUUACAUUGCCGUCAAUGAUCAAUGACUUUUGUUGCUAUCGGAGUAUCAUCCAGCAAUGUAUAACAACUUGUACAUUUCUCGCAUCGUCUAAAUAAGCCUUUAAUUAUAGACGUAUUGUAUUUAGAAAUUGUAAAUACAAGGCGGGGGGCAGGGGGUUGUUUUAAAUUGUUACUUUAAGGUACUGUUUUUGUUCUUGAACUGUUAUGUACAUUUUAUGCUAAACGUCAGGAAUUAAUCGUUGUAAGAACCUAAUUGCCUAUAUAACGAAUGCUACUGAAAUAAACCUGUAAAGGUUUACUUAUAGAGUUAAAACAUAUUUGUAGAUCUAUCCCAAUUACUGUAACAUUGAGAUAUAAAUUUUUAGAUAAUAAUUAUCUACUUAAAUUACCAGCUACUUCCCAUACCUAGGUUUUAAUAGGAGUGUAAAUAUUUAGUAAUAAGGAUGUGUUUAUAUUAUAAAUAUGUAAUAUCUAUUGACAAUAUGUAUGAGUUGUGAUGUCCAGAGAAUAACGCACACUGUAGUUAACAGAAUUGUUUGUCUAUUCACUUGAAUUUAAUAUUUAUCAUGUAAAUGUCAAUGAAAAAUUUGCAACUACGAUUAUUUUCUUAAUUUGUUUUUAUAGAAAAUCAGAGUAAUGUUUAUCAGUGUUUGUUCUAGUCCAUAAAAUGUCAUGAAGGACUCAAAAUAAAAAUGCUACAUAAUUUUUUAAUAUAAUCAGUUUAUUGGAAAUAUAUUCAUCAAUAAAAAUGUUUUUUACAUUGAUAGAAUGGCACAUUGUUAUGAAAUUUUUGGUAUACAGCUGUAUGUUUUGUUGCCACAUUUUAAUCGAAAUAAAUCAUUAAUACUAA